This is a messenger RNA of Erpetoichthys calabaricus (reedfish), 2285 nucleotides long. RefSeq names its product family with sequence similarity 89 member A (gene fam89a). The transcript has 2 exons. Bases 269 to 796 code for a protein of 175 amino acids. Lineage: Eukaryota; Metazoa; Chordata; Cladistia; Polypteriformes; Polypteridae. The record is from RefSeq and is a predicted model, not a curated record.
UUGUUUAAUCUGGAGUGUCCUUCGUCACCGCUCCAGAGCCGGGUGGCGGCGCCUGGCCUGUAUAUCAUGAAUAUUCAGUGCCCCUCAUUGCUUAUUUGUAGUCCCGCCCAGCGAACCACAUGAAGGACGACCUCCCGUCAGUACAAGGUAGACGAAGAAGAAGAAAGGAGAAAAGCUGAGUUGCCUUUUACUUACGUUACCGAGCGGUGGGGCUUUGCAAGAGCAGCAUGUAGGCAGAGUGACCGUCAGUGAAGAGGAUCAGGAAACAAUGAGCGCCAAAGCAGCCGGCAGUUCGGUGGGGGUAUUGCCCGCCUGCAUAGAGGGGCUGCCGCCGCUGCCCAAAAGCUUGAGCGGCUUACUCAAUUCAAGCGGCGGCUCCUGGAGAGAGAUGGAGAGGAUGUACGCUAAGAAGACCAUGAUCCAGGACGACCUGAGCCGUGGCCGCAGCUCUGGCGAUCACCCCGUGGUGACCAAGCCGGCCAACCUGGACGCUGCCCUGGCUCUGCUCAGGAAGGAGAUGGUUGGCCUGCGACAACAGGACAUGUCCCUACUGUGCCAGCUGUGGUCCCUCCACGAAUCAAUUCAGGAGUAUAAAGGUAGCUGCCAGGAUCUGUCGGGUGUAACCAACGUGGACGGCACUUACGUCAUGGAGAAUGGCUUUUUUGAUGAAGAAGACGAAUAUUUUCAGGACACAGGAAUUACCCCAAGUGGACACAUGGACCUCAACGAGUCGGUUUCCAAAUCUUUGAAUAGUAAAGACAAGUGGAUGCAGGAUUCGUUUCAUAUAACUAUUUAGGAAUCUGUUAAGAAUCCAGUUUUAAGCUUCCUACAAAUGUAUUUUGCCGCUAUACAAUAUUCGUUUCUCUCUCUAUUUAUAAUAUUACUGGCCUCUUUAUAAAAUAUGUCCUACAACUAAUAAUUAACAUUUCUUUCACUUACUUCAAGGAUGAAAUUGUUCUUCCAGACUGAAUGAUGCAAUAGGGUAUGGCUUGCAUUGAAUAUUUUAUAGUCACUUGAAUGGUGCUGCGGUGUGAUCACAGAAAUGGUUUAUAUAGCAGUUCAGAGUACACUUAAUAGCUUACAGUAAGGCUAGUGUGGUGAAGAAAUAAUUCUUGUUAAAAACAGGAAUGUGCUGGCAAUGAAGCUGCAUAUUUUUCAAAUUAAACUAAGCCUUAUUCUGUAAAAGGUGGUUUAUAUUUAUAUAUGCAGCAUAUUUCUCAGGUAUGAAGUACCUUUUCUAGGCACAGUUUUGUAUUGAUAACAUAUUUCUUUAUUUAUUUUGCAAGUAAAUGAAGUUUUUGCUAGAUAACUUUUUUUUUUUUUUUAAAGUAAAUUCUUCACUACAGUGUAAUGUCCACAUGCUUCUGCACUCUAAUCAAUGUUUUUUGACAUUUCUGGUCUAGGUGACAUGUUCUUUUAAUGUAAAUGUUCAUCUGUUUGGAUGUAUUUUCAUGAUUUGUUCCGAUUGUGGCAGUUUCUUACAGCUAUUAACUACAAAAUUGUACCUUGUUUUGGGAUCUAAAGUGGUUACAGUAAAAUGAGCUGAUUAGUGCAAAUAUUUAAGCAAAUGCCUUGAUUAGUUUAUGUGAACUAGUCAACAAAGACACUGUGCACCUCUGUUUUAGUAAAAAAAAAAAAAAAAAAAAAAACGCAGGGAGGACCCAAUAAUACAUUACACUGUGACUUUUAACUGACAAUUUCUGAACAGAUGAAUGUUGACUGUUACGGUCACUGCCCUGAUUUGGUGCUAUUCUACUCAACUGACUUUUUUAUAGUUGUCAGACUUGCUCAAUGUUUAUAUAAAAAAAGAGACUGAAUUUGUAAAGUGUGUUUGACAUUUUGAUGUUAAGUGUUCUUUUAAAAUGUUCAGUUAUGCAUGUUAAUGCUUCCUGUUUUUAUGAUAACUGCCAUAAAUAUUCAAUUUAUUUUUAUAUAGUGCACUUCCCUUUGGCAAAGCUCAAUACAAUGUAGGUGUUUAAAAAAUAUGACUGACAUAAAACACUAGAGGACAAUACCCCCUAUAUUGGCAAAUUCCUUAAUUGUCGCUGGGUUUGUAGGGUGUUAAUGUCAGUUUAAAGAUUCCAUGUAAAUGGUCUAGAUCUGUUUGUUUGUACAGAUGUGCAUACAAUGUUAUUUCAGUGUUUUAGGCCAUUGGUGUAAAUUCCUGUGGCUGUUUGUUUUUAGUUUUUGCUUUUGAUUUACAUCUGCUCCUGCCAGAAUUGGCACUAGUUCCCUAAUUAAGCUAAUAAUAAAGAAUAAAUGGUCUUUUGUAUAUAUGUAUGAAA